This is a messenger RNA of Cryptococcus amylolentus CBS 6039, 2746 nucleotides long. RefSeq lists its product as hypothetical. Lineage: Eukaryota; Fungi; Basidiomycota; Tremellomycetes; Tremellales; Cryptococcaceae. The record is from RefSeq and is a predicted model, not a curated record. Gene Ontology annotation, molecular function: aldehyde-lyase activity. The transcript has 13 exons. Bases 6 to 1979 code for a protein of 657 amino acids. Gene Ontology annotation, biological process: carbohydrate metabolic process.
CCACCAUGUCCACCCUCGACGCAGUCACCCCCCCAAAGCCCUCCUCCCUCCCACACGAUAUCGUCGCCAGCCUCCUUGUCAAUCUCGACUCCCAGGCCGACCAGCUCAGAGCCAAGAAGCAGGGCGGCCUCGAUCUCGAAGGGCUGCUGUACUUUCAGCGCGCUGCCAACUACAUCGCGGCGGCGCAGAUCUUUCUACACGCAAAUGGUCUUCUUUCUGAACCUCUCGAGGUAUCCCACGUCAAGAACAGGCUCCUUGGCCACUGGGGAACUUGUCCCGGGCUCAACUUUGUCUACGCCCAUACCAACCUGCUAAUCAGCAACCACCAAGAAGAGGAGAAUGUCCCCGAAUUCAUGUUUUUGACUGGCCCCGGUCACGGAGCACCAGCUAUACUCGCCACUCUGUUUAUGGAAGGAUCUAUCACCAGGUUCUAUCCAGAAUACCCCAUGUCAAGGGAGGGUCUUGAAUACUUUAUUCGCUCCUUUAGCAUGCCCGGAGGCUUUCCCAGUCACGUCAACGCAGAGACGCCUGGAGCUCUUCACGAGGGUGGCGAACUUGGCUACGGACUUGCAGUGGCCUAUGGCAGCGUGAUGGACAAGCCAAACCAUAUUACGGUCGCUGUGAUAGGCGACGGCGAAAGCGAGACCGGCCCUACCGCCACAGCUUGGCACGCACACAAGUACAUCGACCCUGCAGAGAGUGGGGCCGUGAUCCCGAUCCUUCAUGCAAAUGGCUACAAGAUUGGAGAGAGGACCAUCACUGGCGCCAUGGACGACCUGGAGCUUGCCUGCCUUUUCACCGGCUACGGAUAUCAAAUUCACAUCGUCGAGUACGGCUCCAAGUCUCCCGAAGAAGCUUCUGAUCAUGAGCACGACGUCGCCGUGCAGUACGACAUGGCCGUCGCCAUGGAGUGGGCGUACCAGGAAAUCCAAAAAAUUCAAUCAGCUGCGCGAAGUGGAAAGCCCAUCGUCAAGCCCAGGUGGCCCAUGAUUGUCAUGAGAACGCCCAAGGGGUGGACUGGGCCACGAAAGGCGGAAGGCAAGCUGGUUGAGGGCAAUUGGAGAGCGCACCAAGUACCCCUUCCGAGUGCCGGCGCCAAGGGAGAGGAAUUUGACCUCCUCAAGAGCUGGCUCGAGUCGUACGGUCCAGAUGAACUCUUCCACGUUCAUGUGGAUGACAGCCACUCUGGUGCUCAUAACCCUGCCGACAAAGCUCGAGGCAUCAUUGAUAGCAAGGCUGUCAGGAUCAUUCCAAAAGACCAAGAGCGGAGGAUGGGCAUGGUCAACGCCACUUAUCGCGAUUUCAAACCUCUCAAGACACCUUCUUGGAAAGACUAUACCCAUCCAAUCGACGAGGAAAUCUCCAAUAUGAAAGCCGUUGGCGAAUAUGUGGCCAAGGUCAUCGAGCUGAAUCCGAAAGAGUUCCGAAUCUUCUCGCCAGACGAGAUCAGCAGCAACAAGCUUGAUGCCGCUUUCAAGGUCACACAGAGAAACUUCCAAUGGGACCCAGAGACUGCAAACAAGGGCGGGCGUGUCAUUGAGAUGCUCUCGGAGCAUACACUCCAAGGUUGGCUCCAGGGUUAUACUCUCACCGGAAGACACGGUCUUUUCCCGUCCUACGAGAGUUUCCUUGGCAUUGUCCAGACAAUGAUUGAGCAAUACGCCAAAUUCAUCAAGAUGGCAUUGGAGACCAAGUGGCGCGGUGAUGUGGCUGGACUGACUUAUAUCGAGACCAGUACCCUGUGGCGACAGGAACACAAUGGGUACUCUCACCAGAACCCCGGCCUCAUUGGUUCAUUCAUCUCCUUGCCCCGAAACCUUGCAAGAAUCUAUCUCCCCCCCGACGCCAACACUAGCGUGGCUGUUGUGGAUCACUGCUUGAGAUCAAAGAACAAUAUCAACCUCGUGAUUGGGUCCAAGAACCCUACUAAAAGCUUCCUGACACCCGACGAGGUGAGCACGUCGCAGUAUGCAAAGUAGCCCUGCUGAUCCACUCAAUCAAUAGGCCGAGAGACACUGCAUCGCGGGUGCUUCUGUCUGGGAACGCUUUUCGUCAGACAAUGGUAUUGAUCCCGACAUUGUGCUGGUUGGCGCUGGUGUCGAGGUCACUUAUGAAGUGGUCGCAGCGGCGGCCCUACUGAGGAAUGAGGGCAUCAAGGUCAGAGUUGUCAAUGUCACCGACCUCUUGAUCUUGGGCCAGACCGGCGUGCAUCCCCACGCACUCACACAGGACAUGUUUGACAGUCUGUUCACUGCCGACAAGCCUGUCAUUGUCAAUUUCCAUGGUUAUCCCAAGGACGUCUCUGGCCUGCUCUUUUCGAGGAGGGCCCAUGUUGGAAGGUCUAGAUUUGACAUACUUGGGUAUAUCGAGGAGGGAUCGACUACCACUCCAUACUCCAUGCUUCGUCUCAAUGACGUAUCACGAUAUUCUUUGGCCGAUAUCGCCGUGCAGCGAGUCAGUCGCGCCCAGCCCAACCAUCCCGUCACUGUCAGGGCCCACGAGCUCAGCAGUUACUGGAAGCACGUCCUUGUUGAACACGACAAGUAUACCAAGGAUCACGGUGACGACCCCGCCUGGUGCAAGGAAAUUCCCGAGAUUCGAGAGGACGCAGCUUGACCUUUUAGUCACAAUGUAGCAUAGCCAAAAGAUGGAUUUAGAAUGUACAGUCGGUCAGUCUUGAAAUGUCAAAACGGGACGUUGACAUCCCACGAAAAUGACAUUCACGAUGAAUCAGACAAUGGCAUGA